This is a messenger RNA of Clunio marinus, 249 nucleotides long. The record is from the annotation of a GenBank genome assembly. Lineage: Eukaryota; Metazoa; Arthropoda; Insecta; Diptera; Chironomidae.
AUGCGUAGAUGGAUCAUCCAUGGCAAUCAAUGUUGUUUUGGUUUACAAAAAGCUUUCAUAAAACACAGCAAGAAUUUAAUUUCAUAUCUAAAAAAGAAAUCACGGUUCAGAACAGAUAAACCGCAGAUUCUCAAAGUAAUCUCACAAAAAGCUUUUCAAAGUCAAGCGGAUUUUUUCUAUUGUUGUCGAGUGAAACUUGCUGGCGCCGCGUUCACAGCUCAAUAUUGGAAAAUAGGAAACUUUGAAUAA